CCGCGGCAGGAGAGAAAGGAGAAACUGGGAGGAGUCCAGGAGGUCGUUGGUUGGAGGGCUCAAAGUCUCCUCGAUGGCCGCCCAGGGAUGCGCGUGGACUCUGUGGCUGUGGCUGUCCCUGCUGCUGCCGCUGCUGCUGGCGCCGAGAGCUGCCGCAGCGCGGUGGAGCGGGGAGGGCACCACGCCGCAUUUGCAAAGCAUCUUCCUGGGCCGCUGCGCAGAGUACACCACGCUGCUGAGCCUCCAGCCUGGGAACAAAAACUGCACAGCCAUCUGGGAAGCCUUCAAGGUGGUGCUAGACAAGGACCCCUGCUCUGUGCUUCCCUCAGACUAUGACCUCUUCAUUAACCUCUCCAGGCACGCCAUUCCGAGAGACAAGUCGCUGUUCUGGGAGAAUAACCACCUACUCGUUACCAGCUUUGCAGAGAACACCCGUCGCCUCAUGCCCCUGUGCGACGUUCUGUAUGGCCGGGUUGGAGAUUUUCUGAGUUGGUGUCGACAGGAAAAUGCCUCUGGACUUGAUUACCAGUCCUGUCCCAUGUCAGAAGACUGUGAAAACAAUGCUGUGGACUCCUAUUGGAAAAGUGCAUCCAUGCAGUAUUCCAGAGACAGUUCUGGGGUGAUCAAUGUCAUGCUGAAUGGCUCAGAGCCCAAAGGAGCCUAUCCUGUGAAAGGGUUUUUUGCAGAUUUUGAAAUCCCAUACUUACAAAAGGAUAAAAUCACAAGAAUUGAGAUCUGGGUCAUGCAUGACGUCGGGGGACCCAAAGUGGAAUCCUGUGGCGAAGGCAGUGUGAAAAUCCUGGAAGACAGACUGGAGGCCUUGGGGUUCCAGCACAGUUGUAUCGAUGACUACCCGUAUUCAUGAGGCCAAGGUGGGAGGAUGACUAAACCAGGAGUUCAAGACCAGCCUAGGCAACAUAGUAAGGCAAUACCCCCAAAACCACUAUGAAUAAAAUGUAUGUAUGUACAGUAGACUUCACCGCAGCACAGGUGAGUCUAAGCAGGGACCACGGAGCAUGCACUGAGUGAUGGUGCACUUCCCCCACAUCUCUCAGUUCUUUCCAGUCAUAUGAUCAUGGAGGUGGUGUUGUAGCCUUGUCAUUCAUAUCCCGUGUGUCACUGUCGCCUGCUCCUGUUUCCAUUCCUGUUUUCCUUCCCUCCUGGUUGCCCUGGAACUUCCUAUUUUCUGCCUCAAUUGUACUAGACAGUUGAGCAUUCUUUGCUGAGCAUUCACGGUCAUCAUCACUCAUGUUUUAAGUUGAAUCUUCCCUCCAAAGUACACAUCCAAAAGGUGUUCCUAAUAAAGUCCGAUGUGCAGACAGAAAGGGUCUGGAUGAGCCUAAAGGCUCAAGGGUGGCUCUCUAACUCACCAUGUUUCCCGUGUUGUGAGGACAUGGGAAAACCACUGUGGACAGCUUUAGCUGCAGCAGAUUGCAGUUGCAAAUAGGAUCAAUUCCACUGGGUGGUUGUCGGGUUAAAUGACGAGAUCUGAAUAAAGCACAGAAUCAACAUUGCUGCUACAUAGUAAGUGCUUGAUAAUGCUAGCUCUUGUGAGGAGGGUGUUGAGAUAGGGUCUCACUAUGCAGCCCUGGCUCUCCCAGAACUCCCUAU
Molecule: messenger RNA, 1611 nt
Organism: Onychomys torridus (southern grasshopper mouse)
Lineage: Eukaryota; Metazoa; Chordata; Mammalia; Rodentia; Cricetidae
Gene: Bst1
Product: bone marrow stromal cell antigen 1
Exons: 8
Coding region: 74-865 (263 amino acids)
Biological process (GO): positive regulation of B cell proliferation
Cellular component (GO): plasma membrane
Molecular function (GO): phosphorus-oxygen lyase activity; NAD+ nucleosidase activity
Source: RefSeq, a predicted model, not a curated record